AUGGAGGGGAACGAGCACAGUGUCGAUGCCAUCUGGCAGAUUGGCGUCUUUGAUGCUCACUGUCACCCGACCGAUAUCUUGGCAUCCAUCAAGGACAUCGCCAACAUGAAAGCUAGGGUUCUUGCCGUGAUGUCGACGAGGCUACAAGAUCAGCACCUCGUCCGAGAAGCUGCAGAGAGAUACCUGCUCAAAGAUCCACACGCGGACUUUACAGAGGAUAGCUCGAGAUACGUGAUUCCGGCGUUCGGAUGGCACCCCUGGUUCUCACAUCAGCUCUACAAUGAUCUGGACGAGGCUGGUGUCGAACCGGACCAGGUGCAGCACUAUGAAAAUGUGUUGACACCGAAGCCGGAUGACGUUCAAUUUAUGCAGGCUCUACCGCGUCCGCGAUCUCUCCGCCAGUUUCUCCAAGAGACGGAAGAGAGGCUGAAAGAGUUUCCAUAUGCGCUCGUCGGAGAGGUCGGGUUGGAUCGUUCUUUCCGUCUGCCGGAAGGACCAAGCGCCAUGACAGGCGAUAUGAAGAGCAAGACUGGAGGUUCCGAGGAAGAGUAUACUCCCGGGACACGGGAGGGGAGGCCGCUGUCGCCUUAUCGGGUCAACAUCGACCAUCAGAAGGCCAUCUUGAAGGCACAGUUCGAGCUUGCGGCAAAACUUCGUAGGCCGGUAUCUGUCCACAGCGUCCAAGCACACGGCUUGGUGUUUGAAGUCAUGGAGGCUCUUUGGAAGGGGCACGAGAAACCUUCGAAAGCACAGAGAAAGAAAGCCAGGGAUGUGGCAAAGGCUCAUCUCGAUGAUGAGAGGUCGCAGGCACUGGAGCAGUCGACGGCAUCUCCCUUUCCGCCGCGUCUAUGCAUGCACUCUUACUCUGGCCCCCCAGACGCCCUUAAGCGGUUCCUCGCGCCCUCCAUCCCUGCGGACAUCUACUUCUCUUUCUCCAUGGCAAUCAACUUCUCGAAUACGUCCACCGCAAAAGUCACCAGUGUCAUCCAGGCGGUUCCGGACGACAGAAUACUUGUGGAGAGUGACUUGCAUUGUGCUGGGGAAAGAAUGGACAAGCUUUUGGAGGAGAUCGUGCUCAAGGUGUGCGAGAUCAAACAAUGGACGGCGGAGGAUGGCGCGCGACGACUGAAAGCAAAUUGGAUGAGAUUCAUGUUUGGCUAA
This is a messenger RNA of Cladophialophora carrionii CBS 160.54, 1161 nucleotides long. RefSeq lists its product as uncharacterized. The transcript has a single exon. Gene Ontology annotation, molecular function: hydrolase activity, acting on ester bonds. Bases 1 to 1161 code for a protein of 386 amino acids. Lineage: Eukaryota; Fungi; Ascomycota; Eurotiomycetes; Chaetothyriales; Herpotrichiellaceae. The record is from RefSeq and is a predicted model, not a curated record.